AUGGCUAAAUCAAUCACCCCAUCACAAGUACGCGAGCAUUGGAGAAAUGGCAAAGAAAUUGCCCUCCUCGACGUCCGCGAAGAAGGACCGUAUGCCGAGUCUCAUCCUCUCUUCGCUAUAAGCGUGCCAGUAUCAGAGAUUGAACAGAAACUACCGCCCCUCGUUCCCCGACUAUCCGCCCCGAUCGUUGUGUACGAUAACGGGGAGCAGUAUGCCGACCGGGCGGCAGCCCGCAUCUUAGCGCUUGGAUACCGCGACGUCUCCAUCCUGGAGGGCGGACUUGCUGGAUACGCGCGUGUCGGCGAAGUAUAUCGCGAUGUCGGCGUACCAUCCAAAGCAUUCGGAGAACUGGUCGAGUCCAUCAAUCACACCCCAUCUUUAUCUGCGCGCGAGGUCAAGGACCUGUUGGAAAGAGAGAGCGAUGUUGCUGUCCUGGACGCGCGGCGUUUCGAGGAGUAUAAUACCAUGAGUAUUCCGCAUGGGCGCAGCUGUCCUGGAGGAGAACUUGUUUAUCGCAUCUUUGAAGCCGUGCCUUCCCCGACGACUACUGUUAUCGUAAAUUGUGCGGGCCGGACGCGGAGUAUUGUGGGGACACAGUCCUUGAUCAAUGCUGGGAUUCCCAAUCGGGUGGUUGCGCUCCGGAAUGGAACGAUUGGAUGGACUUUGGAGGAGCUGAAAUUGAAGACGGGUGAAACGGGCCGGGUUUCGCAGCCUUCGGGCGAUGCGGUGAAAAUAGCACGGCAACAUGCUGUUGCUUGGGCAGAGUAUGUUGGUGUCUCUGUGAUCGGGGAGAAUGAGCUUCGGCGCUUUGCUGGGGAGUCGGAAGAACGCACCUUGUACCUACUGGACGUGAGAGAUCCGGAGGAAUUUGCACUCGGCCAUCCUGUGGGAUUCUCAAAUGCCCCUGGUGGCCAAUUGGUUCAAGCAACUGAGGAAUGGGUUGGCGUGCGAGGUGGCCGUCUCGUACUGUACGAUAGCGACGGCGUGCGAGCGCGUAUGACAGCCAGCUGGUUGCAGCAAUUGGGAUGGGAGGUGUAUGUCCUGGACGAGGAGACCCCGGUGCCUGGUGAUCUACCACUCGGGAAGGUCACAUCCUGGAAGCCCCCGCAGUCGUCAUCCAUCUCAAUCGGUGCCCUUAAGAGUCUCGCGACAGCAACUGUGGUUGAUCUUGCUCGCAGUCCGGCGUAUAGGAAGGGCCAUAUUCCCGGAGCAUGGUUUUCUUCUGGGCCUGAACUUGUUCGAGAUCUUGGAGAGAUCGCCGGCGAUGGGCCUAUUGUUCUCACCUCACCUGAUGGUAUUGUCGCUGCAGCGAAUGUUGAGGAUGCGCGGAAUUCAGUCUCACGGGAAAUUCUAUAUCUGGAAGGAGGUACAAAGGCUUGGGUGGAAGCCGGUCAUGCCCUUGAAAUUGAGUCGCGGUGGCUAAGUGAGCCCAUCGACGUGUAUAAACGGCCAUAUGAGGGGACAAGCAACGCACGCAAGGAUAUGCAGGGGUAUCUGGACUGGGAGUAUGGGCUUGUGGCGCAACUGGCGAAUGAUGGUGUCUCCGGGUUUCGAGUUGUGCGGGAUCAGCGUGGACAACCUGGUAAACGAAGUAAUAAAUAA
This is a messenger RNA of Penicillium verhagenii, 1602 nucleotides long. RefSeq lists its product as uncharacterized. Lineage: Eukaryota; Fungi; Ascomycota; Eurotiomycetes; Eurotiales; Aspergillaceae. Bases 1 to 1602 code for a protein of 533 amino acids. Gene Ontology annotation, molecular function: thiosulfate-cyanide sulfurtransferase activity. The record is from RefSeq and is a predicted model, not a curated record. The transcript has a single exon.